CGUCGGACUGUUAUGCUUCCUACCGGCAUAAGAGACUCCUGUUGUUGCUAACACUAUAUAUUCUCUCAGGCCUUCAUGCCACGAGACGUCGUAGAGAGGCUCGAGGCGAGCCGGCCAAUUGACCGUAAGAACAUCGUCCGCAACCAUGUCUUUCCCAAUCAGCACUUCACCUCGUCGGUCUCCAAUGGCUCUCGUCUCAGUCUCUCGCCUUCCAACCACACGUAUCUGGAGAGGGAGGGGCAAGAGGGUUCCGUCGUCAUCACGUCUGGCUCAUUCCAAGCCCAAGUGAUCCAUUCCGAUGUGAUCCUGCGCAAUCAUGUCGUCCUCCACGUCAUCGACGCCGUUCUCUUUGACGUCGAUGAGGAGGGACCCUUCUUCUCCCUCUCGUCGUCGUCGCAGUCUCUCAUUGUUCACAUCCCACUAGGUCCCGCAGUCCUCUUGGUCGCUUUCCUAGUCUCAUCUACCCUUUGCAUGCCUAUGUGACGCACGUCACGUCUCGCACCCAAACAAAGGACCCAAA
Acaromyces ingoldii is the source of this 520-nucleotide messenger RNA. RefSeq lists its product as hypothetical. NCBI's taxonomy places the organism in Eukaryota, Fungi, Basidiomycota, Exobasidiomycetes, Exobasidiales, Cryptobasidiaceae. The coding region runs from base 76 to 483 and encodes 135 amino acids. The transcript has a single exon. The record is from RefSeq and is a predicted model, not a curated record.